UAAUCACCUGCCUUUUCGCUUGCCCGAAAAAAAGAGUCGGAGGAAAUAUUUGGAUUAUCUGUGUGGACUGGUGAAGUGGCCUGAACAUGAAGACUCUAAUUAAAAUAGUGUCCUGCUGUCUGAUCAUCCUUCAACUGACCGAUGGCAGGAAAUUUUGGGGUAACAGAGCAGACACUGAGGCUGGAGAGAAGAGGAAGAUCCCCUACAAACCUAAAUCAAUCUUCAGGCUUUACACUGACAGCAUAGAUGAUACAUGCACAGUGGAGCUCUUCAAGCCUCACACUCUGGACACUUGUGGUUUCAAUAGCAGCCAUCCUCUGGCUAUCAUCAUUCAUGGCUGGUCGUUGGACGAAAUCAUGGACAACUGGAUAUCCAGGUUGGCAUCAGCACUAAAAAGCUCAGAAGGACACAUCAAUGUAGUGAUUGCAGAUUGGCUGACUCUGGCACACCAACACUACCCUAUAGCUGCUCAGAACACACGCAUUGUGGGCCAGGACAUUGCCCACCUGCUGAGGUGGCUAGAGGAUUUCAAACAAUUCCCUUUGGGAAAAGUACAUUUGAUAGGCUACAGCCUUGGAGCUCAUAUAUCUGGGUUUGCUGGGAGUAACCUAGCUGUGUCUGGAAAAACCUUGGGAAGAAUUACAGGUUUGGAUCCUGCGGGUCCAUUGUUUGAGGGAAUGUCUCAUACUGAAAGACUCUCACCCGAUGAUGCUAGCUUUGUGGAUGCCAUCCACACAUUCACCCAAGAGCGCAUGGGGCUCAGUGUGGGCAUCAAACAGCCUGUUGCCCACUUUGACUUCUAUCCCAAUGGAGGAUCAUUUCAACCAGGGUGCCAGCUGCAUGUGCAAAACAUUUAUGCACAUUUAGUCCAGUAUGGGAUUAUGGGUAUUGAGCAGACAGUGAAGUGUGCCCAUGAGCGUGCUGUGCAUCUCUUCAUUGACUCACUGUUGAACAAAGACAAGCUGAUUAUGGCCUACAAGUGCAGUGACAACACGGCUUUCGAUAAAGGCUACUGUCUGGACUGCCGAAAGAACCGCUGUAACACUUUGGGUUAUGACAUCAAGAAAGUCCACACCGGCACAAGCAAGAGGCUGUUUCUCAAAACCCGUUCACACAUGCCCUACAAAUUGUUCCAUUAUCAGUUCAAGAUCCAGUUCAUCAGCCAAACUGAUAAGAUGGAGCCCACCCUCACAGUCUCUCUAGCUGGGACACUGGGAGAAAGUGAACAUUUACCCAUAACUCUAGUUGAGGAGAUUUCUGGUAACAAGACUUUUACAUUCCUCAUCACUCUGGAUACUGACAUCGGUGACCUGAUGAUACUGCGCUUCACCUGGGAGGGAAGCCCAGUAUGGGCAAACAUGUGGAGCACGGUUAAGGCCAUGAUACCUUGGGCCAAAAGCAGCCGAGGACCACAGCUCACAGUGGGGAAGAUCACAGUGAAAGCAGGAGAGACCCAGAGGAAAACUUCGUUUUGUCCACAGACAGAUGAAGGCAUGUGCAUGCCGUCGCAGGAGAAGGUGUUCGUGCGCUGUGAAAAGAAGCGGAGGAUGAUGAUGAUGAUGAAGCACGACUAAAACAAACUCACCUCACACGUCUGAUCGUGUCUUCACAGCCUUUGGGACUAAUGGGACCGGAUUUCCUGUAAUAUAUGCUUAAUAUUUCGAACGUUACAUUUUUUAUAAGAAAUUAAAGAAUGACCAAGUGUUCAAGGAUUUUAUUAUUAAAUACUGGUUUCGUAUAUUAAUUUCACUGUAGGCUAUGCCAAAUCUUAGUAGAAGCCCUCGUUCCAGAAUCUGAUUGGCUAAAAGGCACGGGCUGCUCUCUUGAUUGACCCUGUGUUUUAGUGUUGAUACUGUACCUCUGUUC
Molecule: messenger RNA, 1866 nt
Organism: Carassius carassius (crucian carp)
Lineage: Eukaryota; Metazoa; Chordata; Actinopteri; Cypriniformes; Cyprinidae
Gene: lipca
Product: lipase, hepatic a
Exons: 9
Coding region: 87-1574 (495 amino acids)
Biological process (GO): lipid metabolic process
Molecular function (GO): triacylglycerol lipase activity; apolipoprotein binding
Source: RefSeq, a predicted model, not a curated record